Lonchura striata (white-rumped munia) is the source of this 3193-nucleotide messenger RNA. RefSeq names its product gephyrin (gene GPHN). Gene Ontology annotation, biological process: postsynaptic neurotransmitter receptor diffusion trapping; glycine receptor clustering; gamma-aminobutyric acid receptor clustering. The record is from RefSeq and is a predicted model, not a curated record. NCBI's taxonomy places the organism in Eukaryota, Metazoa, Chordata, Aves, Passeriformes, Estrildidae. Gene Ontology annotation, cellular component: dendrite; cytoplasm; postsynaptic specialization. Gene Ontology annotation, molecular function: molybdopterin molybdotransferase activity.
AUGGCGUCGGAGGGGAUGAUCCUGACGAACCACGACCACCAGAUCCGCGUCGGCGUCCUCACAGUGAGUGACAGUUGCUUCAGGAACCUUGCCGAGGAUCGUAGUGGGAUAAACCUUAAAGAUCUGGUCCAAGACCCUUCUUUGCUGGGUGGGACUAUAUCUGCAUACAAGAUAGUGCCAGACGAAAUAGAAGAAAUCAAGGAGACGCUGAUAGAUUGGUGUGAUGAAAAGGAACUUAAUUUGAUUUUAACAACUGGAGGAACAGGGUUUGCACCACGAGAUGUCACUCCAGAGGCCACUAAAGAAGUAAUAGAGCGAGAAGCCCCGGGGAUGGCCCUGGCAAUGCUGAUGGGAUCACUUAAUGUUACACCUCUGGGCAUGCUCUCUAGGCCUGUGUGUGGAAUCAGAGGGAAAACACUCAUAAUUAAUCUUCCAGGUAGCAAGAAAGGGUCACAGGAAUGCUUUCAGUUUAUACUGCCAGCCCUACCUCACGCCAUUGAUCUUCUGCGCGAUGCCAUUGUAAAAGUAAAGGAGGUACACGAUGAGCUUGAAGAUCUACCUUCGCCACCACCUCCUCUUUCUCCUCCUCCAACCACCAGCCCUCACAAACAGACAGAAGACAAAGGAGUGCAGUGUGAGGAAGAGGAGGAAGAGAAGAAGGAUAGCGGAGUUGCCUCAACAGAGGACAGUUCUUCUUCACAUAUAACAGCAGCAGCCAUUGCAGCUAAGAAGCAUCCAUCCUAUACCAGUCCAGCUGUUAUCAUGGCUAAAGAUCAACAGCCCAUCCCUGGUCUCAUCAGUUAUUGCCAUCACACAGCAGGCAGUGCAGGAGAACUGAUUCCAGAUUCCAUCAUCUCUCGUGGUGUUCAAGUUCUCCCACGUGAUACAGCCUCCCUCAGUACCACUCCUUCAGAAUCUCCUCGUGCCCAAGCCACCUCUCGCCUCUCCACUGCAUCCUGCCCAACACCAAAAGUCCAGUCUAGGUGCAGCAGCAAGGAGAACAUCCUCAGAGCAAGUCACAGUGCUGUUGACAUCACCAAGGUAGCAAGAAGACAUCGCAUGUCUCCAUUCCCAUUGACAUCUAUGGACAAGGCCUUCAUCACAGUUCUGGAGAUGACCCCAGUGCUUGGAACAGAAAUCAUCAAUUACAGAGAUGGAAUGGGACGAGUCCUUGCUCAAGAUGUUUAUGCAAAAGAUAAUCUACCACCAUUUCCAGCAUCAGUAAAAGAUGGUUACGCUGUCAGAGCUGCUGAUGGCCCAGGAGAUCGAUUCAUCAUAGGGGAAUCCCAGGCUGGUGAGCAGCCAACUCAGACCGUGAUGCCUGGUCAGGUAAUGCGUGUUACAACUGGUGCUCCAAUUCCAUGUGGUGCUGAUGCAGUGGUGCAAGUGGAAGAUACAGAGCUCAUCAGGGAAUCAGAUGAUGGCACUGAAGAACUAGAAGUUCGAAUCCUGGUGCAAGCUCGACCAGGCCAAGAUAUCAGACCCAUAGGACAUGACAUUAAAAGAGGUGAAUGUGUGCUGGCUAAAGGAACCCACAUGGGUCCAUCUGAGAUUGGUCUCUUAGCAACUGUUGGAGUAACUGAAGUAGAAGUUAACAAGUUUCCAGUGGUUGCAGUAAUGUCAACAGGGAACGAGCUGCUGAACCCUGAGGACGACCUCUUGCCAGGAAAGAUUCGGGACAGCAACCGUUCAACUCUCCUAGCUACAAUCCAAGAGCACGGCUAUCCAACAAUCAAUUUGGGAAUUGUGGGUGAUAACCCGGAUGAUUUACUGAAUGCACUGAAUGAGGGUAUCAGCCGUGCUGAUGUGAUCAUUACAUCAGGAGGUGUAUCUAUGGGGGAAAAGGACUAUCUUAAACAGGUGCUGGAUAUUGAUCUUCACGCACAGAUUCAUUUUGGCAGAGUUUUUAUGAAACCUGGCCUGCCAACAACUUUUGCAACUCUGGAUAUUGAUGGUGUAAGAAAAAUAAUCUUUGCGCUUCCAGGCAAUCCUGUGUCAGCUGUCGUCACCUGCAAUCUCUUUGUUGUUCCUGCUCUGAGGAAGAUGCAGGGUAUCCUGGAUCCUCGGCCCACCAUCAUCAAAGCCAGGUUAUCAUGUGAUGUAAAAUUGGACCCCCGCCCAGAAUAUCAUCGGUGCAUUCUGACUUGGCAUCACCAAGAACCACUACCUUGGGCACAAAGUACAGGGAAUCAGAUGAGCAGUCGUCUGAUGAGUAUGCGCAGUGCCAAUGGACUGUUGAUGCUACCUCCAAAGACAGAGCAGUAUGUGGAGCUUCACAAGGGGGAGGUGGUGGAUGUCAUGGUCAUUGGAAGGCUAUGAUGUCACCAGCAAGAGCGAAGCUUUGAUGCAUGUCCACAUAUCAUUGACUGUAUCCUGUAAUAUGCAACGGCACAGCUAGUUUUUCCGAUUUGGAUAAAAGUUGAUCAGUAUAGUCAACAUCUUGAAAUAUAUUUCAAAUGGAAUUUAAAUAAAUACCUUUUAAAAAAAAAAACUUUAAAACAAAUUUAACAAAGAAAUUUAUUCUGAUUAUAUCAAAGCAACUUUUUCCUUUUCUUGCAAUUGCUUUGUGUGUUCAAUGCUAGUUCUAAUAGCGGUAGCUUUUAGUAGACAGCAGUAGGUGCCUGCAGAACUUGUGUUUUUUCUCAUCUUUAAGAUACAACUACUUACGCUCUUAAAACAAGGCUGUCUGCUUAUUUAUACUAGCGUAGACAACACUUGGAUUUCCCUUAUUAGUAUGCUUCAUAACCGCUUCACAGAGAGCUUCUGCUUGUUCUUUAUCUUGUAUCUCGUGUUGAUGUGCACAGUGCCAAAAGCAGAGUGGCUGCACUGGGAACCCAAUGAAGCCCCGAGGUUUUCUCACCUCGCCGCUCAUUCAGGGAUGUCUCUUGUCCCAGCAGCCACCCAGCUCAGUACUCUUGGGCAGUAACUGGAUACCUUUUAUUUCAACAAACAAAAAAAUUGCUUCCUUAAGUGCUGACAGCCUUUUUAACCAAUACAUUUAAAAAUGUACAGAACUAAAAACUAAAAAAAAUCAAAGACUGAUCUUGUACAGAUAUUAGUGUUACCAGCAUUCAUGUGGAAAUUAAAUGAGCAAAGAAAUAAAACUAAUGUUAAACAACUCUGUACCAUAACAUUUUCUGUAAUGAUACUGAAACUUAAAUGAAUAAAAAAAAUCCUCAAUCAUUAUUUAAAA